Messenger RNA from Gadus macrocephalus (Pacific cod), 2353 nucleotides. RefSeq lists its product as uncharacterized. The transcript has 2 exons. NCBI's taxonomy places the organism in Eukaryota, Metazoa, Chordata, Actinopteri, Gadiformes, Gadidae. The record is from RefSeq and is a predicted model, not a curated record. Bases 49 to 834 code for a protein of 261 amino acids.
UGAAGCGGCUCCCUUAACCUCAGAUGACUCUGUCAGAUCCGUGUCCUCAUGGCCCCUACACCCCCAGGUCCCCUGAGCCGCUGCAGCCCGGGGCCCCCUGCUCCCCGGGACUGGCCCGGGGCCCCAGGGGGGGACGGGAGAAGCUACUUCACCUUCUCCAGACUACAGCUGUAUCUUCCGUCGCCGCUGGGGGAGACCGACGAGCAGAACAGCAACAGGCGAGAAGACAGUCUCUCACACACGUCUGUCGAUGUACGACCACGACCUCCGGAGACCGCUGAGGUCACCGCGGAAACAAGCAGCCCCUGCGACCCCGAGGUGGGGGUUACCACGGAAACAACCACCACCUUUCAAUUUACCGUGGAGACGAGCGCCUCGGAGCCCCCAGUGUUUCAGCGGCGGGGAUGUCAGCCUUUUAGCCCCGCCCCUCCCCAGAACCCCCCGUCCCAGCCACGAGGGUCCGGCCACCGUGACUGGAGGAGGGGCGGGGCUGUCGAGGGCGAGAACCUCAGACCGAAGCAGGUUCCAGACGGCGGAACAGGCCCCGACAGCCGAGGAGAACCUCAGCGGGCCAGAGGCGCCCCAGCAACGCAACGUGAGCCUCCUCUGGGAUCGGACACAUCUGGCCAGAGGCGGAGGGGGGCCCCUGGCUUGGUGGGGAGGCUGGUGUCCCCCGGGGUCUUCCGGGGGAGACCCCCUAUACUGGAGAAAACCACCAAGACUCUGCUGUGGGGCCCCCAGGGACCCCAGGAGAUUAAGAGUGUGUGUGUGCUGCAGGGCCAGGGAAGGCCAUCGGGUCGAAAGAAAUACAACCACAACGUCACGCAUAUCUGACACCUUGUGGAUUUAUACUUAUUCAUUUAUGGUGGAUGUUUGAAUUCAUCCCUCAUAAAAGGGGACCUAUUAUGCUUUUUCUACUUUUAUGACCGAUAAACGUUGUUAUAAUGAUUGAUAGUCAUGUUUGACCAUACACAAAAAACGAUGUCGAUUUUCGGGAAACUCUUCCUCUCAUCCAUUCUCUGUCAACGUUUCGUCCUUCUCCGCCCCCUCACCCCCCUACUGCCAACCAAACUCUGUUGUGAUUGGUUACCUUCCAUGAAGCGCGCUCGCGGGCAGUUUGACCAGGCAUAUGGGGGCGCGGCAGGAGUGCCUCUACGUAGAUGAUUUCCCGGAAAUGUGAACAAGUCAAUCGCAAUCGUCUGCACAGCCACCCCAGACUGUCAGCAGGGAAUACGUUGAAAUGCAUGUACGUCAUUAUUCGACACUUUAGUAUGGUUAAACAUGCCUAUCAAUCAUUAUAACAACGUUUAUAGGUCAUAAAAGUCGAAAAAGCAUAAUAGGUCCCCUUUAAGGCAUGCCACGAAGAUGCAUGAUGUAUCUUCGGAGUGCAACAAGCAGUUCCGGUUGGAUUCCUUGCAAACAAACUCGGUUACUGACCUGCAAGUAUUUACUACUCAGUUGCUUUUAUCAUGCAGACAGGGAAUUAUAAUCAACAAAAUAUAUAUUUGGGGUGUGUCUUUCGGCUUGGGUUGGGGGUUUGUUUAAGGGUUUGGUUUGAGGAUUAGGGUUCGGUUCCCAGGACAGGGCCACUGAGGCCCCCCCGGGGUCCAGGGUCCUGAAAAAUGACCCAAGGAGGACUUCCGAUGGGAACAGUCCCAGGAUGGGCCCCCGCUGUCCCCAGGGUCCGCAGGGUCCGGGUUCCUGUAAGAGUCCCCUACUUUGCCUCGAGCUCGGGGACUUUUUAAAUAAAAGAAGUGUGUAUGGCAGAAGAAUAUUUAUAAGCAUUAUUCUUAUUAUGUUGUAUCUGUUGGGGUCCUAAAAAAUGUGACACCACAAAAUGGGGUCAGGGGUCCAAAAAAGGUUGACCACCCCUGAAGCAGGGGUAAGGAAUCUUUCUGCUGGGAGUCAAAAACCCUCACCACUACACUUCUGUCAUACAUACUGGUACAUCCAGUAUGUAUGAUGUAUCCCCCCAGGUGAAGAAAAGGUGGGCUCUAGCUUCCACACCAAAAUAUAAGAAGAGUCUCAUACUGUGGGAUAAGCUUCCAUGGCAACAGGAAGGAUACGGUUGACUGCCUGCAGGGAUGGGUCAAUAUUGGUCUUGGUGGAAGUCAGAGCGAGGAGGAAGUCCUUACGCCUGCUGAUAAAAAGUGGGGACACACACCCGGAGAAUCAAAAACCCCAGACGGCACCGCAUGUCUGGCGCACACACACACACACACACACACACACACACACACACACACACACACACACACACACACACACACACACACACACAGACACACACACACACACACACACACACACACACACACACACACACACACACACACACACACACACACACACA